UGGAAACUUUCUUUUUUUGGUGAUAGAAACAAAAUCCGUGUUUUUUUUUCUCUUCUAAAUCUCAAUGUAAAAAGGUUUUCUCUAAUCCCAAACCGAUCAGGUAAUCAUCACUCUAUAAAUUCAACCCCCAAGUAAAGAUGCAGUGUUCGUUUUCCUCCAUCGAGACCAAACAAUGGCGUUCACUCGCUUCCACGCCGUCCAAAAAUACACCCUCGCAAUCGACCCCGAAGCGCGUGGUUUGGCCAUCGGGCUUCAGAUGCUGAUUGUUCGUUACAGGAAUGGCCACGUAGAGAGCGAUACUUACGGAGGGUUUCGGCUCUCGUCUCCUGAGAUUGUCGGAGAAAAAAGGGAAGAGCUGUUCGGCUUCUUGCAUAGAUCGGGGCUCGACACCGUUGGCGCCGAGUCCAUUCGAGGGUGCCUUUCUGGUUUGGCUUUGGAGGCCCUUAGCACCGAACCGGGAGAUCUCCGAGGUGUUUUGACGCUGUUAACGGAGGUUUACGUUAUCACGGAUAGGUUCGUGGACGACUCUCGGGUCAGGAUAAUCAACAGACACGGCAGAACGAGGGUUCGCCACUCUUGGAGAUUCGGAGACGAACUGUAUCGGAAUAUUCAACGGACGAUCGUCGUUGAGCAUCGUACCCCUCGGGUGUUCAGAGGCGAGCCUGACGAAGACGAGACCGACUCUAUGACCCAACUUGCGAUUCAGGAAUCGUUCGACGAGAUCAGACCGCAGGUUAGACCGGUUUGCGAAAGUGCGAUCGAUUCUCUGAAGGAGACGACGGCCAAGGAACGGGGGAUCGGAGAAGGGGACGGUUGUGCGAUCUGUUUAGAGGAUUUCGUGGCCGAGAAAAAGUCGGCUGCCCUGCCGUGUCGUCACGAGUUUCAUAGUGAAUGUAUUGUGAGGUGGCUUAGGAUAAACCAUGUCUGCCCACUGUGUCGGUUUCGGCUGCCACGCGCGACCGGACGGAACUCCGAACGGUGAAACGGACAAGGCCUGUCUGGGCGAUGAAAUCGUCUUAUAAACUUCGAGUGCCGUCGUAGAGUUGUUUUAUUUUUAUGUGUUUCCUAUUUUGUCCUUUUUUUUGGGUGCAAUGCGCUUUCUCUUUAAACA
Messenger RNA from Tarenaya hassleriana, 1111 nucleotides. RefSeq lists its product as uncharacterized. The transcript has a single exon. Bases 173 to 982 code for a protein of 269 amino acids. NCBI's taxonomy places the organism in Eukaryota, Viridiplantae, Streptophyta, Magnoliopsida, Brassicales, Cleomaceae. The record is from RefSeq and is a predicted model, not a curated record.